Molecule: messenger RNA, 1785 nt
Organism: Aspergillus niger
Lineage: Eukaryota; Fungi; Ascomycota; Eurotiomycetes; Eurotiales; Aspergillaceae
Exons: 4
Coding region: 1-1785 (594 amino acids)
Source: RefSeq, a predicted model, not a curated record
AUGUCGACCAAGCCAGACUGUUAUGCGCAAUUCAUGCCUUUUCCAAGCAGAAGAAGCACUGUUCACAGUACUAAUGGAAUAGUCUCGUGCACUCAACCGCUUGCUGCAAAUGCAGGUGUCCAAAUCUUGAUGAAGGGCGGAAAUGCAGCAGAUGCUGCAGUCGCAGUGGCUGCUGCUUUGAACGUCACCGAGCCUUGCUCAACAGGAAUUGGCGGCGAUAUGUUCUGCUUAUUCUCUGAGGCAAAGACCAAGAGGAUCCGCGCCCUUAACGGUUCUGGACGCUAUCCCAUGGGUGCUACGGUUGACCAGAUUCGGCAUGAUCUCAACGUAUCUUCAAAAUAUAGAGGCUCGAUUCCUCUUGACAGUGCGUUGUCUAUAACCACACCAGGCGCCGCUGCUGGGUGGGUUGACACGCUAGAAAAAUUCGGGAGUGGAAAACUGUCAUUAGGACAGGUUUUGGAGCCUGCCAUCAAACUAGCAGAAGAGGGUUUUCCGUCAGAAAGCAGUACUGACAAAGGUCUCUCAAAGUGGAAAUUAAACGAAGAUAUGAUCCGAAAAGCCUCUCCCAACUUCCGUGAAAUGCUGAAGCCGGACCCUGCGGCAAAAGACGGGGUAAGAUUCCCUAGUCCAGGAGAAAUAAUCAGAAAUCCGAAUCUUGCUCAAACGUUUCGCAAAUUGGCUACAGAAGGAAAGAAGGGAUUCUAUGAGGGAAGAGUUGCCGAAGAAAUGGUAAAGGUGGUGCAGGAUCUUGGUGGUUAUCUCUCCCUUGAAGACUUAAAGAAGCACGCGGAGACUGGAAGCCAACUGGUUAAUCCAAUUUCACUGAAGCUGAACCCGAAGUGCUUCCGCGAUAUUCAGGCUGAGAGUGAUGAGAUCGUCCAAGUCUGGGAGCAUCCUCCUAAUGGCCAAGGAAUUGUUGCUCUUAUAGCUCUGGGCAUUCUUGAGGAGCUGCAACACACCGGAAAUCUCCCAAAGUUCCAAUCACAACAUCACAACAGUACGGAAUAUCUGCACGCUAUAAUCGAAAGCCUGAGAAUUGCGUUCGCGGAUGCGAGCUGGUGGGUGACUGAUCCAGACGUGGUCAAGGUUCCUGUCCAAGAAAUGCUCACUCGCUCCUAUCUUUCUGAGCGUGCCAAACAUUUCGAUCCAGGAAGAGCUUCCUCUCUCUAUACCCACGGCAGCCCAGCUCAUAAUCACUGCGACACUGUCUAUUUUGCAGUUACCGACAAAGACGGUAACGGGGCAUCCUUUAUAAACAGCAACUAUGAAGACUUUGGCUCAUGCAUUAUCCCAAAGCAGUGCGGUUUCACAUUACAAAAUCGUGGGUCGAACUUCAGACUUGACGACGGUCAUCCUAACAUCCUUGCACCGGGAAAACGACCUUAUCAUACCAUAAUUCCUGCGAUGGUAACAAACCAGGAUGGAUCAUUACAUUCCGUUUUCGGAGUGAUGGGGGGCUUCAUGCAACCCCAAGGGCAUGUGCAGGUUCUCCUUAAUAUGUUGGUAUUCAACCUUAGCCCCCAAGCGGCCAUUGAUGCCCCUCGGAUAUGCAUUGGGCCUACAUCAAGCGAGGAAGGUAGUCCGACAAUCUUUGUGGAAGAGGGAAUUGAACAGCGGACUAUUGAUGGUCUGACUCAUCUCGGACACAAUAUUGUCGUAUUGAAAGGUCACGGCAGAUCAGUUUUUGGUCGCGGUCAACUAAUUCGAUGCCGCCUUGUUGAUGGAAAAAUUAUAUUCAGCGCAGGGAGCGAUCCCCGCGGCGACGGGCAGGCAAUUCCGGUUUAG